Molecule: messenger RNA, 1275 nt
Organism: Morus notabilis
Lineage: Eukaryota; Viridiplantae; Streptophyta; Magnoliopsida; Rosales; Moraceae
Product: auxin-responsive protein IAA21
Exons: 5
Coding region: 241-1275 (344 amino acids)
Biological process (GO): regulation of DNA-templated transcription
Cellular component (GO): nucleus
Molecular function (GO): protein binding
Source: RefSeq, a predicted model, not a curated record
AUAGCAAGGCCAAAGAAGAAGGUUCUUUUUUUGCAUUAAAAAAAAAAAAAACCACCACCUCUCUACUAAACCAGAGCUAAACCAACCAUUGUGCUGUGCCUACUAUCCCCCCCUCUCUCUCUCUCGUCUCCAUUUCCCUGUUCUCAAUAAGCUACUUUUGUUUUUGUUCUUCUUAGCUCCAACACACUCGUUUUUCUCAAAGCCAUUAAUCCAUUUGAUAGUUGACAAGAGCCAUUUUUUAUGCCUACACCACUAGAACAUGAUUACAUAGGUUUAACAGAGCCUUCUUCUUCUUCUUCCUCUUGUUUAGUAAUGGAAAGAAGCUCUGAAAAUAAGAAUAUUUCAUCAUCUUCUUCUUCUUCUAUUUCUUCCUCUACUCUAACGGAGGAUGAGAAGAUUAAGGAGACCGAGCUAAGACUUGGCUUGCCUGGGUCCCACUCUCUGGAGAGAAAACCAGGAGGACUCUCUCUUUUUGGCAAGGAUUUGGAGGAAAAGCAUAACAACAACAACAACAACAACAACAACAACAAGAGAGGCUUCUCUGACGCCAUUGAUGGGUCCUCUGGGAAAUGGGUUUUCUCUCAUCGUGUGUGUAAUGGAUCUGAGUCUGAGGCUGAUUUGGGAAAAGGGUCUGUUUUGUUUUCCCCUAGAGGUGGGAAUGUUGAAGGGAAGACUAAUGGUAAUGGUGCUCACCAGUCAGUACCUGCCAUGAAAGAUGUUGUUCCAAUUUCAAAGUCGGUAGCAGUUCAUGAGACGAAAACUCAGGUUUCUGAGCAUGGUAGUGCUCCUCCUGCUGCCAAGGCACAGGUGGUAGGAUGGCCACCAAUCCGAUCAUUUCGGAAGAACACCAUGGCUUCUAAUUUGGCAAAAAAUAAUGAGGAGGAAACACAAGACAAAUCUGGGUCCGGUUGUCUUUAUGUCAAGGUUAGCAUGGAUGGUGCUCCAUACCUGCGCAAGGUUGACCUUAAAACCUGCACCAACUAUAGGGAACUCUCAUUGGCUCUUGAGAAAAUGUUCAGUUGCUUUACCAUUGGGCAGUGCGGUGCUUCUGGACUACCGGAGCGAAAAGGCCUAACUGAGAGCCGUCUGAUGGAUCUUCUCCACGGUUCUGAAUACGUGGUUACUUAUGAAGACAAGGAUGAAGAUUGGAUGCUUGUUGGUGACGUCCCAUGGGACAUGUUCACCGAUACGUGUAGGCGAUUAAGGAUUAUGAAAGGUUCCGAAGCAAUUGGCCUAGCUCCGAGGGCCAUGGAGAAGUGCAAGAACCAAAACUAG